AACGUCACAACCGGUUUUGCAGUAUCAGUAUACAACGCUUUUUAUAUUAAAUAGUAUACAACGAAACAUCAUACUACUUAAUAUAAACCUGAUUAACGAAUACUAAUUUAAAUAACUGUGCUGCGUCAUGUCACAUUAGGUUAUAUUUACAUUCAGAUAAGUAUUUGAUUUUGCUAGUGUCGUGUUUUUCUUAACGCCUUAUAAUGUUUAGGUCAAGGCAUUUACUUAACGCAGCUGUUAAGAAGCAGACCGAAAGUGCAGUGGCAAUUACAAAUAAUAUUUUAAGAAUUAAAUUGAAUACUUCUGCUGCAGUUAUGACAGACAAAUUCCGACUCCCAGCCCGCUACGGUGCCGGCGAAAAAAGUGUGUGGGUUGAAUAUAUUCAGCUGGCAGCAGAUUACAAGCCAGCGGUGAACCUUGGGCAAGGGUUUCCAGAUUACCAUGCACCCAAACAUGUCACUAAAGCCUUGGCUGAUAUUGCUACAAGUGACAAUCCUCUACUGAUGCAAUAUACAAGAGGAUUUGGACAUCCGAGAUUGGUUCAGAACUUAUCUAAAGUUUAUUCUCCAUUAAUAGGCAGAGAAUUAGAUCCAUUCAAUGAGAUUCUUGUCACCAGUGGUGCUUAUGAAGCUCUUUACUCAGCUAUAUUGGGCCAUGUAGAUACUGGUGAUGAAGUUAUUGUGAUAGAACCAUUCUUUGAUUGCUAUGAUUUUAUGAUAAAAUGUGCUGGAGGGAUUCCCAAAUUCAUUGCCCUGAAACCAAAAACGAACAAGGAAAAUAUGACGUCAGCAGAUUGGGUACUUGAUGAGAAAGAACUCAGUUCCCUGUUCACAAAUAAGACUAAAAUGUUAAUACUGAACACUCCGCACAAUCCCUUAGGUAAAGUGUUUACAAAGGAGGAACUCGAACUCAUUGCAAAUCUAUGCAAGAAACACAAUGUUCUAUGUGUAUCCGAUGAAGUCUAUGAAUGGAUGGUAUAUGAACCUAACAAGCAUAUUAGAAUUGCAACACUGCCAGAUAUGUGGGAAAGGACGAUUACUAUUGGGUCUGCGGGCAAGACAUUUUCAGUGACGGGCUGGAAGAUCGGCUGGGCGUACUGCCCUGCUAACCUCAUGAGGAACCUGCAAGUUGUGCACCAGAACUGUGUGUAUACCUGCCCUACGCCUACACAGGAAGCGGUAGCACGUUCGUUUGAAAUAGAAUUAUCACGUAUCAAUUCUCCGGAAUGCUAUUUCUACUCUCUGGCUCGCGAACUGCUGCCCAAGAGGGACUUCCUCGUCAGGACCCUCAAGGAGAACGGCUUCAACCCCACCAUACCCGAUGGAGGAUACUUCAUUGUUGCUGAUUGGACCAACCUAGGUAAAAAAAUCGAUUUAUCUAGUGAACAGGAUAAAUACAAAGAUUAUAGGUUCACAAAGAAGUUUGCGAAGGAGGCGGGCGUGCUGGCCAUCCCGCCCAGCGCGUUCUACUCGGAACAACACAAGACGCUGGGAGAGGACUUCGCCAGGUUCUGCUUUAUUAAGAAAGAUGAAAAUCUGGCCCUGACGGAAAAACUGCUUAAGACUUGGAACGCAUCGAAGUAAACUAAUUAA
Molecule: messenger RNA, 1592 nt
Organism: Papilio polytes (common Mormon)
Lineage: Eukaryota; Metazoa; Arthropoda; Insecta; Lepidoptera; Papilionidae
Gene: Kyat
Product: kynurenine--oxoglutarate transaminase 3
Exons: 9
Coding region: 204-1583 (459 amino acids)
Biological process (GO): biosynthetic process
Cellular component (GO): mitochondrion; cytoplasm
Molecular function (GO): L-kynurenine:2-oxoglutarate transaminase activity; pyridoxal phosphate binding
Source: RefSeq, a predicted model, not a curated record